ACACUACUACUAUCUCACUCUCUCUCUUCCAACUGGUUCCCUCUUUCUUUCUCACUCUUCACUUUCCCUUUUAAUCAGGAAAAGCUCUGUUUUUCUUUCUCCUUUCUGUGUUUUUUUCUUCCACAUUACCUUAAAAUCUUCCGUUUAUCUGAAGUUUUCUUGUAAACAAACAGUCUAAUCCAAGUUCAAGGGGGUUUCCCAACUUCACUUCAGUGGAGGCUAAAGUCAUGACCUUUACAAGAAGACAGGUGUUCCUUGUUCUCUCUGUUUUAGCUUUGACAAUGCCGUUCUCGGCUGGAGUCACCAAUCUACGAGAUGUUUCGGCGAUUAAUAAUUUGUAUAUUACUUUGGGAGCACCAUCACUAUCACACUGGCUUGCCUUUGGAGGAGACCCUUGUGGAGAAAAGUGGCAAGGUGUUGUCUGUGAUUCCUCAAACAUCACAGAAAUAAGGAUACCUGACAUGAAGGUGGGUGGAGGCUUAAGUGACACCUUGGCUGAUUUUUCAUCAAUCCAAGUGAUGGACUUCAGUAACAAUCAUAUCUCAGGGACAAUUCCACAGGCUUUGCCUUCUACCAUCCGCAACCUAUCUCUCUCCAGCAACCGCUUCACUGGGAACAUUCCCUUUACAUUGUCCUUCUUAUCCGACUUGUCAGAAUUGUCAUUGGGAAACAAUCUUUUAUCAGGAGAGAUACCAGAUUACUUUCAGCAGUUAUCAAAGCUGACAAAACUGGACUUAUCCUCUAACGUACUGGAGGGGCGUUUACCUCCCUCCAUGGGAGACUUAGCGGCUCUCAAGAUCCUGUAUCUACAGGACAACAAGCUCAUCGGAACACUUGAUGUUAUAGAGGAUCUUUUCUUAACCGAUUUGAAUGUAGCAAACAACUUAUUCUCAGGACCUAUACCGCCAAAUCUAUUAAAAGUUCCCCAUUUCAAAAAAGAUGGAACUCCAUUCAAUACAUCAAUUAUAACACCGCCUCCGCCUGCUGUUGUUCCUCCUCCUCCUACUACUACUACUCACCGUUCUCCUCCUCCUGUUACUCAUAUCCCUCCUGGUUCCACUGUUCCCCCUGCUCCCUUUGCUCCUUUUGUUCCACUCCAACCACAACCACCACCACCAUCACCACCUUUAGUUUGGUCACCACCUUCUGAUAAUGGAGGAGGAGGAGAUCCCUGGAACUCUGUGUCAGGUCAACCUACCUUGCAAAUCUCACCUCCUUCAGGUUCAGCGUCAGGAAAGUUCUGGUCCACGCAGAGAAUCAUUCUAGUCAUCUGCUCAGUAGCCGUUAUAGUUCUUGUAUCCGGGCUAUGUGUUACACUUUGGAGAUGUUGCAGAAACAAGAAGUAUAACCGUUAUGUCCCUCAAGCUCGUAAAGAUUACCAACGACCAUACUUUAACAAACCUCCAUCUCAACCAACCACCCCCUUUAUGGGAAAAGUUUCUCGUGAGCCUAUGGUUAAACCUUACGAUGGAUAUGGAGCCGGAGACAGAUUAUACGGCUACCCUACGCCACCAAGGGCUGAAGAGAGCCGGAGAGCGAUUCCUCCUACUUCAUAUUACAAUGUUAAUGUUUCACAAAAACCGCUACAACAACCACCGAGGCGUUUCCAGUCCAAUGAUGCAGCUGCUACCAAGAGAACUGCUCAUUUUCCUCCAGGCUUGAAUACUUCAUCUUCCGCUACAGUUUUCACUGUUUCCUCACUUCAGCAAUACACAAACAGCUUCUCAGAAGAGCAUAUUAUCGGUGAAGGGUCGCUUGGUAAUGUAUACAAAGCCGUGUUUCCUCAUGGAAAGUUUCUUGCGGUGAGGAAGCUGAGCAAUACAAUCAACAGAACGCAGAGUGACGGUGACUUCCUCAAUCUAGUCUCAAACGUUUUGAAACUGAAACGAGGGAACAUACUUGAGUUUCUUGGUUACUGUAAUGAGUAUGGUCAAAGGCUGCUUGUGUAUGAGUACUGUCCUAAUGGUUCGCUUCAAGACGCACUUCAUUUGGACCGUAAAUUGAAUAAGAAGCUCACUUGGAAUGUGCGUAUGAAUAUCGCGUUAGGAGCUGCCAAGGCACUGCAGUUUCUUCAUGAGGUAUGUCAACCACCUGUUGUACACCAGAACUUCAAGUCUUCCAAGGUUCUACUUGAUGGAAAGCUCUCAGUACGCGUUGCAGACAGCGGUUUGGCUUAUAUGUUACCACCACGUCCAACGAGCCAGAUGGCGGGUUAUGCGGCACCUGAGAUUGAGUAUGGAAGCUACACUUGUCAAAGCGAUGUGUAUAGCCUUGGGGUUGUCAUGUUAGAACUGCUAACUGGAAGCAGACCAUUUGACAGGACAAGACGGAGGGAUCAGACACUAGCUCAAUGGGCUAUGCCACGGCUUCAUGACAUAGAUGCGUUGACAAGAAUGGCUGAUCCGUCGUUACAUGGAGCAUAUUCAGUGAAAUCUUUGUCACGUUUUGCAGAUAUCAUAUCACGUUCUCUCCAGAUGGAACCAGGAUUCAGACCGUCUGUAUCAGAAAUUGUCCAAGAUCUUCAACGUAUGAUCUAAGAUAAUCUACAGCCUUUUAAGACUUCGACGCAGAAUAUAUGUUUUAUUGUUCAGAUUCUUGUUUUAUUGGGCAUCAUCAACACAUCCUUUUGAUGAAUGUAACAUAUGAUGUAACAUUAUUCUUGUAUUGGUUAUAAUGUCAAA
Messenger RNA from Brassica oleracea var. oleracea, 2681 nucleotides. RefSeq names its product protein STRUBBELIG. Bases 228 to 2537 code for a protein of 769 amino acids. Lineage: Eukaryota; Viridiplantae; Streptophyta; Magnoliopsida; Brassicales; Brassicaceae. Gene Ontology annotation, biological process: protein phosphorylation. The transcript has 16 exons. The record is from RefSeq and is a predicted model, not a curated record. Gene Ontology annotation, molecular function: protein binding; ATP binding; protein kinase activity.